Molecule: messenger RNA, 5088 nt
Organism: Neopsephotus bourkii (Bourke's parrot)
Lineage: Eukaryota; Metazoa; Chordata; Aves; Psittaciformes; Psittacidae
Gene: COL5A3
Product: collagen type V alpha 3 chain
Exons: 66
Coding region: 79-5088 (1669 amino acids)
Molecular function (GO): extracellular matrix structural constituent
Source: RefSeq, a predicted model, not a curated record
CCGUUCCUCGCCGCGCUCCUCACGGCGCUGCAGGCGCUGCCCGCGGCCCGCGCAGUGGAUGUGCUGCGGGCACUGGGGAUGCAGCACGGCCGCCAUGGGGUCUCCAUCACCACCGGGCUCUGCCCGCAGCGCCCCGGUACCCCGGAACCGGAUCUGGCGUUCCAUGUGGAUAACGGCACCCAGCACAGCGCGCCCACCCGGCUGCUCUUCCCCGACACCCCCUUCCCGGAGAACUUCUCCAUCGUGGCCACGGUGCGCGCGCGGCGCGGGGCUCAAUCCUUCCUCCUGUCCGUGUACGACGAGCGCGGUGCUCAGCAGCUGGGCCUGGAGCUGGGGCUCUCCCCCGUCUUCCUCUAUGAGGACCAGGAUGGGAACCCACCCCCGGAGCGUUAUCCCACCUUCCAUAGGGUCAACCUGGCUGACGGCCGGUGGCACCGCGUGGCCCUGGCCGUGGAGGGUACCACCGUGUCCUUGAUGCUCGAUUGUCACCUCGUGGCCACGCUCCCGUUGCUGCGGGGACCUCGGCCCCUGAUCAGCACCCAAGGGGUCACCGUGGUCGGGGGGGGGCUGAUGGAUGAGGAGCGCUUUGAGGGGGACAUCCAGCAGUUACUGGUGCUGCCGGACCCGGAGGCUGCCCGUUCCUAUUGCCAGCUCCAUAUGCCCGGGUGCCAGCAUCCCCUGCGCUUCCCACUGCAAGCCCCAUUCCCAGAGGAGGAGAGCCCCCCGGAGCCCCCCUCUGCCCCACGUAGGAAGGGCAAAGGGAAAGGGAAGCGCAAGGGCAAGGGCAAGAAGAAGAGGAACAAGGAGCAGGAUGAGGCCCCUGCGCUGGGGAGCAGGGGGCCCGAUCCCGAUGCCCUCGGCACCUCGACGCCAGCACCCAGCUCCCAGCUCCCGACCACCAUCAGCAUCCCCCUGAACCCCUCCAUGGAGCUGGAGGAGGAUGGCACCAGCAGCACGGGCUAUGAGGACCACAGCAAUGGAGAUGCUGACCGGGAUGCGCUGGUGAUCCCGGUUGCCCAGGGCUUGAAGGGGGACAAGGGGGACCCAGGCACUGUGGAACCGGGUCGUGGAUUCCAGGGCCCCCCGGGACCCCCAGGCACUGCGGGAGAACCGGGGCCCCCGGGCCCCCCGGGGCUCCCAGGCUUACCCGGGGAGCGCGGGGAUCAGGGUCCCUCGGGACGGCCGGGGCUGCCUGGAGCUGACGGGAUCCGAGGCCCCGCAGGGACCAUCCUCAUGCUACCGUUCCAGUUCGGAAGCGACUCCCUCAAGGCUCCCGCUGUUUCCUUCCAAGAGGCUCAAGCCCAAGCGAUCCUGCAGCAGGCGAAGCUUGCCAUGAAGGGUCCCCCAGGUCCCAUGGGGCUCACCGGCCGCCCAGGCCCCCUGGGCCCACCAGGACACCCAGGCCUUAAAGGGGACGCAGGGGACGUGGGGCCAAGGGGGCCCCGCGGGAUGCAGGGAGCACCGGGACCACCGGGCAAGCUGGGCAGACGGGGAGACAGAGGCUUCGAUGGGCUGCCGGGGCUGCCGGGGGAGAAGGGGCACAGGGGGGACGUGGGGAAGCCGGGACCAGCAGGACCCCAAGGGGAGAAGGGGGCCAAGGGCUCCCAUGGCCCCCCUGGAGCUCGGGGGCAGGCGGGGGAACCGGGCAGCAGAGGCUUGAGCGGCUCCCGGGGCUCCCCCGGGCCCCCUGGACCACCGGGUACCAGUGGCAUUGACGGAGCACCAGGCCCUAAAGGCAAUGUGGGAAUCCAUGGAGAACCAGGACCCCCAGGGCAGCAAGGGAACCCUGGUCCACAGGGUCUGCCCGGUCCCCAGGGCCCUGUGGGGCUGCCGGGGGAGAAGGGCCUGCCGGGAGCGCCGGGGAUGCCGGGGGUCUCCGGAGCCGAUGGGGCCCCGGGUCAUCCCGGCCGGGAAGGGGCAGCGGGAGAGAAGGGCCUGCAGGGCCCUGUGGGUGCCCCAGGUCCCAUUGGAUACCCAGGACCCCGCGGGGUCAAGGGAGCCUUUGGUGUGCGGGGCCUGAAGGGCAGCAAAGGGGAGAAGGGGGAAGACGGAUUCCAUGGCUUCAAGGGGGAGCUGGGCCCCAAGGGGGACAGGGGGGACCAGGGCCCGAUGGGGCCCCGCGGUGAGGAUGGGCCCGAGGGGAUGAAGGGAGAGCCGGGACUGAUGGGAGAGACGGGGGGGAGCGGUCCUACAGGAGAGAAGGGCCGGCUCGGUGUUCCAGGUCUCCCGGGCUAUCCCGGGCGCCAGGGGCCCAAGGGAUCCACCGGCUUCCCCGGAGCCAUGGGGCUGGCGGGAGAGAAGGGCAAGAGGGGCAAAGCUGGCCAGGCCGGACCAACGGGGCAGCGAGGGCCCCUGGGGAUCCCAGGGGAUCGAGGUCUUCCCGGUCCCACAGGAAAACCUGGACCCAAAGGAGAUCCCGGCCAUGAUGGAGCCCCUGGCGCAGUGGGGGAGAAGGGUCCUCCAGGUCCAGAGGGACCCAGCGGCUUCCCGGGUACCAAAGGAGCCCCCGGUCCCGCCGGGAAGGACGGAUUGCCGGGACACCCGGGCCAGCGCGGGGAGCCGGGCUUCCAUGGCCGCACCGGCCCCCCUGGCCCCACAGGGGUGGUGGGCCCCCAGGGGAACUCAGGAGACACCGGACCCAUGGGGGAGCGGGGACACCCGGGCCCCCCCGGCCCCCCCGGCGAGCAGGGCCUGCCCGGAGGCACCGGCCGCGAGGGAGCCAAGGGUGACCCCGGUCCCGCCGGCAUUCCCGGGAAGAGCGGCCCCCCCGGCAUCCGUGGCUUCCCUGGUCCAAGGGGCGCAGCUGGAGCCACGGGUCCCCCGGGAUUGAAGGGAUGGGAAGGACCCCCCGGCCCCCCUGGACCCACAGGCCCCCCCGGAGAGCGAGGUCCAAUGGGAGCUGCUGGAAGCAUUGGGAUGCCCGGCCGGGGGGGGGCACAAGGACCCCCCGGUCCCAUAGGAGAGAAGGGGUCCCCGGGGGAGCGAGGUGCUAUGGGGCCGGCUGGGCAGGAUGGGAUCCGUGGUCCUAUGGGAUUGCCAGGUCCAGGCGGUCCCCCUGGUCCCUCUGGAGAAGAUGGGGAUAAGGGCGAGAUGGGGCUCCCCGGACAGAAGGGCAGCAAAGGGGACAAGGGCGAUGGGGGUCCCCCAGGACCCACAGGGAUCCAAGGACCCAUCGGGCAUCCCGGACCUGCGGGAGCCGAUGGGGAGCGGGGCCGCCGCGGGCAGCAGGGAAUGCUUGGGCAGAAAGGGGAUGAGGGAUCCAGGGGUGACCUCGGCCUGAGCGGCCCCCCCGGCCUGCAGGGAAUGCCGGGUCCCCCGGGUGAGAAGGGCGAGAACGGAGACGUGGGUCCCAUGGGCCCCCCCGGUGCACCCGGACCCCGUGGACCACAAGGACCCAAUGGUGCUGAGGGUCCUCAGGGAAUGCCGGGCGGCGUGGGACAACCGGGUGCUGUGGGGGAGAAGGGGGAGCCGGGAGAAGCGGGGGACCCGGGAGCACCGGGAGAGCCUGGAGCAGCCGGUGUCAAAGGAGAUGUGGGGGACAAGGGGGACGCGGGGCAGUCGGGAGCUGCUGGACCCCCCGGCAAGAAGGGGCCACCGGGAGAGGAUGGAGCCAAAGGCGAGCUGGGUCCCAUUGGAUUCCCUGGGGAUCCUGGUCCCCCUGGAGACCCUGGUGUGCCGGGUCUGGAUGGAGCUGCUGGAGAGAAGGGUGACAGUGGGGACCCCGGCCUGCCUGGUCCUCCAGGUGCCUCGGGGGAGCCGGGUCCCCCAGGCCCCCCCGGCCGCAGGGGACCCAUGGGACCCAUGGGGCGCGAGGGCCGGCAGGGGGAGAAGGGGGCCAAGGGACACCCUGGCACCGAGGGGGCACCGGGGAAGCCGGGUCCCAUGGGAGCCCAGGGAGCACCGGGACAAGAGGGCAAUGAGGGGCUGCGAGGGAUCCCCGGCCCUGCUGGUGAACAAGGGAUGCUGGGGGCUCCGGGCCAAGUCGGCCCCCCCGGCCCCAUGGGUCCUGUGGGGCUGCCUGGCCUCAAGGGAGACCCCGGCCACAAAGGAGACAAGGGCCACGCUGGCCUCAUCGGCCUCAUUGGACCACCAGGAGAGAUGGGGGAGAAAGGAGACCAGGGGCUCCCCGGCAUCCAGGGCCCCCCCGGACCCAAAGGGGACCCUGGCCUGGCUGGACCCAUGGGCCCCCCUGGCCCCCCUGGCCCCCCAGGGCUCUCGGGUCCCUUGGGUCAGAAGGGUUCCAAAGGCUCCCAGGGUGCUCUUGGUCCCCGAGGUGACCCAGGCCCCCCCGGCCCCCCAGGACCACCAGGCCCCCCGGCCAUGGAGCACCCAAGGCACCGCAGGGGGGUCCGAGGGGAACGGGAAGAGCCCCCCCCGGGUCCCGAGGGCUUGGAGGAGGCGUUGGCAUCGCUCCGGUCCCUCCGUAUGGAAGUGGAGCAGCUCCGGAGGCCCCUGGGGACGGCCGAGAGCCCGGCUCGGGUCUGCAGGGAGCUGGGGCUCUGCCACCCGCACCUCGGGGAUGGGGAAUACUGGAUCGAUCCCAACCAGGGCUGUGCCCGCGAUGCCUUCCGAGUGUUCUGCAACUUCACUGCGGGAGGGGAGACCUGUUUGUUCCCCGAGAAGAGCCUGGAGGCGGUCCGCUUGGCCUCCUGGAGCAGGGAGAAGCCGGGGACGUGGUUCAGCACCUUCAGACGGGGCAGGCAGUUCUCCUACGUGGAUGCGGAUGGGAAAGCCGUGCCCGUGCCCCAGCUCACCUUCCUGCGCCUGCUCAGCGCCGGGGCCCACCAGAGCUUCACCUUGAGCUGCCAAAACGCCAGCGCUUGGUUCGAUGCCGGCACCGGUACCUUCGGCAAGGCCCUGCGCUUCCGAGCAUCCAAUGAGGAGGAGUUGGGAUACAACCACCCCGCAGCCCCCAUCCGUGCCCUGUAUGAUGGGUGCCAGGAUCGCCGCGGCCGGGAUCGGACGCUGCUGGAAGUGGCCUCAUCCCGCGUGGAUCGGUUCCCUCUCCUGGACGUGGCCGUGCCCGACUUCGGAGCCCCCCACCAGAAGUUCGGCUUCGAGCUCGGCCCCGUCUGCUUCAGGGGCUGA